UUAAAGCAAACAAGGAAGUGGGGUGACUGACACAUGUUUCCAAUGAUUGGGAGCACACGGUCCGUCAUUACUUAUUCUCAUUCUGUCCUCUCACACAGCAGAGGCAACAUGGGGCUGCGGGCCGUCCUGCUGCUCGCUCUGCUCGCAGAGACUUUCGCUGCAGACGAGUCCUGUAUGGGUCGCUGUGAGAAUGGCUUUGACUCUCAGAGGAAGUGCCAGUGUGACUCCAUGUGCAAGUAUUACCAGAGCUGCUGCUCUGACUUUGAGGCCACCUGUGGCAUGAUGACUCGUGGGGACACCUUUGUGUUUGCAGAGGACGAUGACGAGCUGUUUGAAGGCACCACUCCACCUCCUCGAACUCCAGCGGAGUCUUUCACCCGUGGAGCUCGUCAGCCGGAGCCCACUGAGCAGACCGUCUCAGACUUUGACCGCAGGCCCCAGCAGCAUCCAGAGACCACACUGGAAAUGGUCAAACCAUCUCGGCAGAGAGUCCCCUUCAGACAGAUGACACCUAUUUCACCCCCACCUACAGAGAGCGUCCCCUUCACAACCAAACCCCCUGGGAUGGAUGCAGCAGCUGAGACGACCACCGUCCCCAUCACCACUGCCACCACGGAAGCCCCUGACCCGGAUGCUGAGGUCUGCAGCGGGAGGUCCUUUGACUCUUUUAUGCAGCUAAAAAAUGGCUCUAUAUAUGCCUUCAGAGGGGUGUAUGUUUUUGAACUGGACCAGAAGUCGGUCCUCCCUGGUUAUCCAAAGCUCAUCAAGGACGUGUGGGGUAUCGACGGGCCAGUCGAUGCAGCUUUCACCCGUGUCAACUGUCAAGGGAAGACCUACAUCUUCAAGGGAAACCAGUACUGGAGGUUCGAUAACGGCGUACUGGAUGACGACUAUCCUCGAGAUAUCAGCGUGGGCUUUGACAAAAUUCCUGAUCACGUGGAUGCAGCGUUUGCCCUCCCUGCCCCUGGUCACCACGGAAGAGAGAAAGUCUAUUUUUUCAAAGGGGAUCAGUACUACACGUACGAGUUUUUGCACCAGCCGUCUCAUGAGGAGUGCAUCCGCAUGUCUGAGAGGUCUCCAUCCACACUGUUCAGACGCUACACUGACAUAUACUACAACAACUAUGAACACUUUUUCAGCAAGCUCUUCUCUGACUUGCCUCAGCAUCACGACAAACACCACUUCAUUAACAAAGACUGGAAGGGUCUCAAGUCUCCAGUGAAUGCUGCCAUGGCGGGCAGGAUCUAUGUCACUUCCAGGAGUCCACCGCCGCCGCCGCCGCCACCGCCACCACCGCCACCACCGCCACCACGCCGCAACGACUACAGGUUCGACCAGCAGUGGGGUCAGCAGCAGGGUCAACAGUGGAACCAGCAGUACGGGCAGCAGUGGGGUCGGAGGAGGCAAAGCCGCUCACCCUUCUGGGGCUCCAUGGCCGAGCAGGGGAUGAACAUGGGUCAGGCCUUCGCUGAGAGGGGCAUGGAGAUGGGUCUGAGGCUGGCUGAGAAGAGGAUGGAGAUGGAGGAGAGGCUCGGACGGGACUGGGACAGACGGUGGGAUCAAGACUGGGACCAGGACAGGAGGAGAGAUCGAUACCGCCAGAACAACAGAGGCAACUACGACUCUAGGGACGACGGGUCGUACUGGGAGAUGCAGAGGAGUCUGCCCAUUCAGAGCGUCUACUUCUUCAAAGGAGAUAAAUACUACAGAGUGGACCUCAGUACCAAGAGAGUCGACCCCGCCAUGCCUCCAUAUCCCAGAUCCAUCGCUAGGUACUGGCUCGGCUGCUCAGACACCACCGGGGCAGAGAAGUAGUCUCAAAAGUAUUUUAGGGUUAUUUUAAUAUGAUCAUUUGGAUUCAUUCUCAGUCAAACAGGCAGUGUUGGCUGUGAAAAGUGUGUCAACCAUGUUCAGUGUAACACAUAACUAGCUGCUCGUCAGCUUUAGCAAAUAUUGGAGUUUGGUGAAAGUCCACACACGGCUUGUUGAGGCCAAAGUUCAGCUGGUUGAUUUUCUGAACUCUGCUGAGUUAUCUAAUCUGUUCUUAACAUCAGCUGACCUACAUUAUUAAACGCAACCGUAGUCAAGUGUAGGCUAUGUUUGUAUUCUAAAAAAGUGUUUAUUUGUAAUAGUUAUAGGGAUUUAUGUUUUAUAAAUUCACAGCUUGUCGUUUCUUAGUUUUUACAUUGUCAUAAUAAUAAAGGAGUCUGUUACACUGCAUCCAUUCAAAGACCCACACAGACCAGAAAUCACUACUGUUUUCUAAGUCAUGUAUCUACAGAAUUCAACAUGUUUAUUUUCUCAUUACUAGUUGUGCACAUAUAUACAGUGAAAUGGAAAUAUAAAACACUUGUGGCAGGAUAGAUGAGGUCAUAAAGUCUUGGUCAUACAGAUUUCUUCUUUGAGUAAGAAAAAGCCCCAAAUUGCAAUGGUGUGUUUUUACCCAACAGCAGCACGAUGUGACAGUCACAUCAGAGGUCAGAGUGCAGUGACAGCUGGGUUCAUGCUCGAGGACACUUUGACAGUGUGUGAAAACACUUUUAGAGUUCCAGCAGCUUCCUGACAUCUACUGAUUGGUGCAACAGGGCAACAACAAUGCACCAACAGAACGACCCUGUUAAAUUUUAGUGGCUUUAGUCUACAGGAUGCAUUGUGUAGUGAUUCAGAGUGAGUCGCAGUCAUUUGCAUGUUCACAGUCUGUUCCAGUCUGGUCUUACUUGUGUUUUCAUCCAUGACUAAUAAAGCAUCAGUACAGCAGCAAAUCUUAUAAACCUCAUUCCCAGAUAUUACAGUACUUGUGUGUGUAUACACUUAACACAACGUGGAUCACUGGAGCAAAUAAAAAUAUUUAUCACUCA
Molecule: messenger RNA, 2858 nt
Organism: Lates calcarifer (barramundi perch)
Lineage: Eukaryota; Metazoa; Chordata; Actinopteri; Centropomidae
Gene: vtna
Product: vitronectin a
Biological process (GO): cell adhesion mediated by integrin; immune response; cell-matrix adhesion
Molecular function (GO): polysaccharide binding; scavenger receptor activity; extracellular matrix binding
Source: RefSeq, a predicted model, not a curated record